GAAAUUUAGAUUAUAGUUGCUUUUUGUAAACACUCUUCUAGCAAAACUAUCUACCUACGCCUAUUGGGGUCUUAAAUUGUAUUUUUCUAAUAAGUAUUUUCAAAGAAAAACAAACACUGCUUUAAAGCUGUUAUUUAUUGUCAUUAACAAAAACAACAGCUGAAUAUUUUAGUUCAUGAAAUAGUGAUUUAACGAAAUGUUACAAAAAGUACUCUUGUCUACAGAUGUGACUCUGGUAUGUGUACAACAUGCCCUGUCGACUGAAAAAGAGGAAAUUAUGGGAUUACUUAUAGGCGAGGUGCACAAUAAUAACACUUUAGUAUCAAUUGUAUCAUCUGUUAUAUUGCGACGACUGGAUAAAAAACCUGAUAGGGUUGAAAUAUCUGAGGAGCAACUUGUUCAGGCUACAUUACGAGCUGAAGAAUUAGCAGCAGAAGUAGGGCGACCACUGAGAGUUGUAGGCUGGUACCAUUCCCAUCCACACAUUACAGUAUGGCCAUCACAUGUUGAUCUUGCUACACAGUUUAUGUACCAGAGAAUGGACUCUAGCUUUGUAGGCAUAAUAUUUGCAGUAUUCCUUUCAGAUCAGACGGCAAAAGCACCCUCAAUACAAAUAACUUGUUUUCAAUCUAUCAACGAAGGCUCCACUCAAAGCAGACGGGAAAUAGAGAUAGAAAUAACAAAUAACAAUGAUUCUCUUACAAAUAAUAACUUUCAGAUUUUGACACAGCUACCAGCUAUAUUAAAAGAAGAGGAAGAUGAGGCAUUUAAAAAUGAAGCUGGUGAAAUUGAAACAGAUGAUAUAAUUAACAAACAGCACAAUUCAGCUGUGAGGACCAUUGCCAUAGGGCAUAUAGUUGAAAAGGUUUCACGUCCUAUGUUAGAAGCACUGGUUGCACGGAAUGCAUUAAACAGCAUUCGUCUAAGGGCACUAAAAAAACAACACCAGGAAUUGAUGUCUAGAUUAGAGAAUAUGUCUUGUAAUGUAUAGUUUAAGUA
Pararge aegeria (speckled wood butterfly) is the source of this 999-nucleotide messenger RNA. Its product is annotated as lys-63-specific deubiquitinase BRCC36-like. The transcript is spliced from 6 exons. Bases 197 to 991 code for a protein of 264 amino acids. Gene Ontology annotation, cellular component: BRISC complex; BRCA1-A complex. Gene Ontology annotation, molecular function: metallopeptidase activity; polyubiquitin modification-dependent protein binding. Lineage: Eukaryota; Metazoa; Arthropoda; Insecta; Lepidoptera; Nymphalidae. Gene Ontology annotation, biological process: double-strand break repair. The record is from RefSeq and is a predicted model, not a curated record.